Messenger RNA from Cetraspora pellucida, 1887 nucleotides. NCBI's taxonomy places the organism in Eukaryota, Fungi, Glomeromycota, Glomeromycetes, Diversisporales, Gigasporaceae. The record is from the annotation of a GenBank genome assembly.
CUACGGAAAACGGGUGACUCAAAUAAUAGUAAUGGUAAACCUGGUAGCAGUACAAAGCCUUCAACAAAGAGUUCCGGAAACUCAACAGAACCCACUCCCUCCAUAGUUGUUAUAAAUGUGGGGGAACAGAGGGGACAUACCUCUUCAGAUAACACUUCGCCCAUUUCUCCUGCAAAUAACCAUAAGUCUCAUUCAAAAGAAGAGCCUCCAAAGAGGGACCCUUUGAAUCGUUUAAAAGGUGCUCCAAAAGAUGUUAUUCCUCUAAGUAAAGUUCCGCGGCGUCAAAGGUCAUCGAGAUUCCAUGCUUCAGGAGUAGUUGAAUUGGAAAAAUUACCUAAUUUCAACGAGGUUUCACCGGAUAAAAGACAAGAACUUUUCUUAAGAAAACUUAAUCAAUGUUCGGUAAUUUUCGAUUUUAAUGAUGCAAGUAGUGACCUAAAAGGAAAAGAGAUAAAAAGGUCAACAUUGUCUGAGCUCUUGGAAUAUAUUACUACAAAUCGUGGAGUAAUUACUGAACCUAUAUAUUCAGAGGUCGUUUCUAUGUUUGCUAUUAAUCUUUUUAGAACCAUACCUCCACAAGUUAAUCCUAUUGGUGAUGCUUUUGACCCUGAAGAGGAUGAACCAGUCCUUGAACUCGCAUGGCCACACCUUCAGAUUGUUUACGAAUUCUUCCUUCGAUUCAUUGAGUCACCUGAUUUCAACACAAACAUUGCCAAAAAAUAUAUUGAUACACAAUUCAUAUUACAUUUGCUGGAAUUAUUUGAUAGUGAAGAUCCGAGAGAACGUGACUUUUUAAAGACGACAUUGCACCGAAUUUAUGGAAAAUUUCUAAAUUUACGCGCAUUUAUCCGAAAAUCGAUUAACAAUGUGUUCUUCCAAUUUAUAUAUGAAACAGAACGUCAUAAUGGUAUUGCAGAAUUAUUAGAAAUUCUUGGAAGUAUUAUCAAUGGUUUUGCAUUACCAUUAAAAACAGAACAUAAAACAUUCCUCACGAAAGUGUUGAUACCUUUACAUAAAGUCAAAUCAUUGACAUUGUAUCAUCCACAAUUAGCUUAUUGUGUUGUGCAAUUUCUAGAAAAAGAUCCUUCAUUGACAGAAGAAGUCAUUUGUGGCUUAUUAAGAUACUGGCCAAAAGUAAACAGUCCCAAAGAAGUAAUGUUUUUGAAUGAGAUUGAGGAAAUCUUGGAUGUUAUAGAACCACAAGAGUUUAUAAAAGUUCAAGUACCAUUAUUUCAACAAAUUGCAAGAUGUGUAUCGAGUCCACAUUUUCAGGUUGCUGAAAGAGCUUUAUAUUAUUGGAACAAUGAGUACAUUGUUAAUCUGAUAGGAGAUAAUGUAAAUGUCAUUUUGCCAGUAAUGUUUCCCCCUUUAUACCAAAAUUCUAAAGCCCAUUGGAAUAGAACGAUCCAUGGUUUGGUAUAUAAUGCGUUAAAGUUAUUCAUGGAAAUUAAUCCAGCACUAUUCGAUGAAUGUACGGCACAAUACAAACAAAGCCGCCAAAUGGAAAAGAAACGAAUGAGGGAACGAGAGGAAACAUGGCAUAGACUAGAAAGAACAGCUGCACACAAUGCUCAAGGUCUUCCGUUACCUUAUGCAAUUGGUGGUCCUUCAACAUCUUCAAGAACUAAUGUAGCCAGUGAGUUAGCAGACAACAAUUCAAGUGGUGAGGAUGAACCUGUAGAACCUAAAGGUGACGUACCAGAAGAUAACGAUGUACAUGGGGAAAUGCAACCAUUUGAGGGAGGUGGCGAAUUCAAUCAGUUUCGCCGUAAAUCCAUUAUACCUGUUGAUGAAAGUGUGUUGUCUGAACUAUCUAGGCAUCGUAGCUUGGACGAUGUUCUUAAUGGACCUCCUGCUCCUGACGGAAGUAACUUAAAAAACCCCUAA